This is a messenger RNA of Choloepus didactylus (southern two-toed sloth), 3697 nucleotides long. It is a transcript of the gene GATA4, whose product is annotated as GATA binding protein 4. Gene Ontology annotation, biological process: negative regulation of transcription by RNA polymerase II; cell fate commitment; positive regulation of transcription by RNA polymerase II. NCBI's taxonomy places the organism in Eukaryota, Metazoa, Chordata, Mammalia, Pilosa, Megalonychidae. The transcript has 7 exons. The record is from RefSeq and is a predicted model, not a curated record. Bases 699 to 2030 code for a protein of 443 amino acids. Gene Ontology annotation, cellular component: nucleus. Gene Ontology annotation, molecular function: RNA polymerase II cis-regulatory region sequence-specific DNA binding; DNA-binding transcription factor activity, RNA polymerase II-specific; zinc ion binding.
GGGACUCGGCGGCGGCUGGCACCGUGGCCGUGAGAGGCUCCGCCGCAGCAGCUCGUAUCCCUGACCCCGUCCGCGCUCCGGGAACGCCCAGGAGAGCGCGCGCCGAGUUCUCCCAACGCGCCUGGGUGCGCCGACCCUCCAGGAAACUCGAGUCCCGGGACCGCGGCAGCAGCUAGCGGGGACGCAGCCGACCCGGCCCUCGGCCUGGGGAGCCAGCCUGCGGAACUCAGCGCCCGGGGCCGCGGGUUCCCUGGAGGAGGUGCGUGGCGGCGCGGCGCGGGAGAAAGAAGCGGAGUGGCGAGUGGGUGACCCCAAAGCAGUGACGCACCCCGCGCGCAGGCACCACCCCGGUUGCUGCGAGCACGGACAACACCCGCAGGCUCCUUGGACCACCAGCCCCGAGGGGGCCUCGUGCUCCCACGGCACUGCUGCCCCGAAACAAUCAAAAAUUUCCAUUUGGGAUUUUCUUGAGUAAACAAGACUCUAGAAUCUUUUGUUCAAGACUGGAUUUAAAUCCUGUGCUGUGUGCUACAUAUAUAUUUUUGAAGAUUUUUUUUUUACCUUUGAUAUUUUUUAAUCUUCGUUUUCUUGACAUUCCCUCGCCUGUACGAUAUUGUUGUUAUUAUUUUCUCUCCCCGUAUUGAUCCUUGAUCCGCCGGCAAGAAGGAGGACUCAGAAGAGGAGAACUCGCAGGGGCGAUGUACCAGAGCCUGGCCAUGGCCGCCAACCACGGCCCCCCUCCCGGGGCCUACGAGACGGGCGGCCCGGGCGCCUUCAUGCACAGCGCAGGGGCUGCGUCCUCGCCGGUCUACGUGCCCACGCCGCGGGUGCCCUCCUCGGUUCUGGGCCUGUCCUACCUCCAGGGCGGAGGCGGUGGCGCCACCUCCGGAGCCGCCUCAGGAGGCAGCUCGGGGACGGCCCCGGCAGGCGCUGGCCCCGGGACCCAGCAGGGCAGCCCGGGCUGGAGCCAGGCGGGAGCCGAGGGAGCCGCCUACACCCCGCCGCCGGUGUCGCCGCGCUUCUCCUUUCCCGGGACUACUGGGUCCCUGGCGGCCGCAGCAGCCGCGGCCGCGGCCCGAGAAGCGGCGGCCUACGGCGGUGGCGGCGGGGCAGCCGGCGCGGGCUUGGCGGGCCGCGAGCAGUACGGGCGCGCCAGCUUCGCGGGCUCCUACUCCAGCCCCUACCCGGCCUACAUGGCCGAUGUGGGUGCGUCCUGGGCCGCGGCCGCCGCCGCCUCUGCCGGCCCCUUCGACAGCCCGGUUCUGCACAGUCUGCCCGGCCGGGCCAACCCUGCCGCCCGACAUCCCAAUCUCGUAGAUAUGUUUGACGACUUCUCGGAAGGCAGAGAAUGUGUCAACUGUGGGGCCAUGUCCACACCCCUCUGGAGGCGAGAUGGGACGGGGCAUUACCUCUGCAACGCCUGCGGUCUCUACCACAAGAUGAAUGGCAUCAACCGGCCCCUCAUCAAGCCUCAGCGCCGGCUGUCGGCCUCCCGCCGGGUGGGCCUCUCCUGUGCCAACUGUCAGACCACCACCACCACGCUGUGGCGCCGCAACGCCGAGGGCGAGCCCGUGUGCAACGCUUGUGGCCUCUACAUGAAGCUUCAUGGGGUUCCCAGGCCUCUUGCAAUGCGGAAAGAGGGGAUUCAAACCAGAAAACGGAAGCCCAAGAACCUUAAUAAAUCUAAGACACCAGCAGGUCCUUCGGGCAGUGAGAGCCUUCCUCCCUCCAGCAGUGCUUCCAGCAGCUCCAACAACGCCGCCACCAGCAGCAGCGAAGAGAUGCGCCCCAUCAAGACAGAGCCUGGGCUAUCAUCUCACUACGGGCACACCAGCCCCAUGUCCCAGACAUUCUCGGUCAGUGCGAUGUCUGGCCAUGGACCCUCCAUCCACCCAGUCCUCUCAGCCCUGAAGCUCUCCCCGCAAGGCUACACAUCUUCUGUUAGCCAGUCGCCGCAGGCCAGCUCCAAGCAGGACUCUUGGAACAGCCUGGUCUUGGCUGACAGUCACGGGGACAUAAUCACUGCAUAAUAUCACCUCCUUCCCUACUCAAAUUCCUGCACAGACUUGGGACUUGGAGGACAGCAGAGACUGAGGCUCUAGCUCUCAGCGGCCAGCCUCCUCUGUCUGAGAAUGACUCCAGAAGAACAAUUGGGAAGAAACUUGAAGUCCUUGAUUUUGUUAGGGGAAGUGGAUGUUGAAUUUUGUCAGAUGACUUUUCAAGGUAGGGGAACUGGAAAGAGCCUGGACUCAAACAGAAGAGCCACACCCUUCACCAAGAGCUCACUAAGUCUCUUCCAUGUAGUUAGAGACUCUUCUUUCUCAUUCUUCUCCUCACCCAGCCCCCUACAAAAAAGUUGUCCUUUUCCCCUACGUGCCCACCACUGUGGCCCAAGGUAGUGGUUUUAAAAUUGCAUUCCUAGUGCCAGAUAUCUGAGGGAGGGUGGAGGGGAUGGGGAUUGGGGAACCCUGCUUGCACCUAAACAGAGCAUCUGUUUUACAUGUUACUUGGAUGCAACAGACCCCUUGGGCAGCCUCUGCCCUUGCCCAGCACUCCCAAGGCUUGGCCCAUCCCUGCAUCCCCCAAUAUCAAAUCCAGCUCCAAAAAUAUUGGGAGUAACACAGAUGUUACUGAAUGUUUCCUGGGGAGAUGGAGUAGGGGUUACUUCACACACUAUACAUGAUACUAUCCUCAAAAUUGCAACUUGAGUGACUUCUCCUCCCCCAAAUUCCUUCCCCCUACUAACAGCCUCAUUCCUUGGCUCCUUCGCUUUACUCCCAAGGCUUCUUAGAAUAAAAACCCCUUCUCCUGUUCUGAGUGAUUCAGCUCUGCCUUCAGCUUGUACAUGUGUCUCCCAGCAAAACACAAGCUUGGCAAGUUAGCCAAAUGGCAACCCCCUUAGGCAUACCCCUCCCUCAAAAAAAAAAAAUCCUUCAUUCACCUCAUCAUACACACAAAGGGUUCUGAGUAAAGACAAAAAAGUUCUGCUCCUAAAGCAAGUUUGACAAACACUCACCCAAGACUUGAGAUCCUUCUGGAGAGAACAUCUGGUGGACAACGUCUCGUGGCUGGGGCCAGCACUGUUGUUGGGGGUGGAGGAUUUUCAGUGGACUCUGACUCGCUUGCUCUCUGAUCUUGCUGGUGCCACCAUGUCCCAUGAAGAUGCACCCCUUGGUCAGACAAUGGGCCCAAGCCUGUCCAAGGGGUGCGGAGCACCUGGACCUGCAUCUUUUUACUAGUGGAAAUUUUUUGUCUGAGUAAAAAUCCAGAGAGUUUGCAACACAAAUAAAAGCAAAAAAAAAAAACUCAUGGAAAGAAGACGACCAAUAAGAGAAGACGUUGAGGGUGGGCCUUGAAGGAAUCUCCACCCCGAGUUCUUCUGGAAUUGACCUUCUCCUCUCCAUUUUGCUCAGUUUCUGCUGGUGACUCUGAGGCUCAAAAAGACUCCUUCUUCCUUGUCUUUGUUAUCAACAGAGCUGUAGCUGACUGUGGCAUUUCUACUUCCUACCCCAAAAUACCCAACCCCCCACCUAAAAAUCCUAUUGGCUAUAGCAGAGAUUCUGUUUUAAUCAUCAUUUACAUUGUUUUCCUCCGUGAAGGCCACCCUCAUAUACCUUCCCUAACCCACAAACCUGUUAACAUUGUCUUAAGGUGAAAUGGCUGUAAAAUCAGUAUUUAACUAAUAAAUUUAUCUGUA